This is a messenger RNA of Oncorhynchus keta (chum salmon), 2769 nucleotides long. It is a transcript of the gene nadkb, whose product is annotated as NAD kinase b. The transcript has 12 exons. Gene Ontology annotation, molecular function: NAD+ kinase activity. Gene Ontology annotation, biological process: NADP+ biosynthetic process; NAD+ metabolic process. NCBI's taxonomy places the organism in Eukaryota, Metazoa, Chordata, Actinopteri, Salmoniformes, Salmonidae. Bases 199 to 1683 code for a protein of 494 amino acids. The record is from RefSeq and is a predicted model, not a curated record.
UGUUUUGAUUCUGUCAACUGAUGUUCUGAUAGCUAGCUAGGUUAAGCUUUGCAAGUAAAAUCACAGACACACAAGUAGCAUUAUAACAUUUGCCCUUGACCAGCUACUAGUAUUUCAUCAGAUUCGUUUGCUAUUCAACCCGUGGAAGCUAACACAGCGCUGAUGAUGUCGUAAGGAGAGCUGUUUAGCAACUCAAGGAUGGAGGGUCAAGAGUCAUCCUGUUCCUCAGCUAGACCAGAGAGAAGCUCCAACACUCCAGAAACAGUCAGGUCCUCGACCUCCAAACACAGGAAGUCACCUAAGAGACGACGGGAGGAGAAGAGGCCCCAAUGCCACCAUCAGGAUGACCAGGAACACCUGUUGCUGCCCGAUGGCGAGCAAAUCAGGUUGCCGGUCCAACACGAACACUCCGAGCCCUCUGGGUCUUCAACGGCAGAGAUGGCAGAGACCUCCCCUAAGAGGAGAGCUCAUUUUCUCCAUGGACCAUAUCCUGCUACUCACUUUGGACCCAAAGCCUGUAUUCUUCCUAACCCAACCUCCGUCAUGCACAUCCAGGAUCCGGCCAGUCAGCGCCUGACGUGGAACAAACCACCUGUCAACGUUUUGGUCAUCAGGAAGAUACGAGACGAGAGCCUGGUAGAACCAUUCAAAGAACUCUGCCACUUCCUCGUUGAGGAGAAGGGUAUGCUGGUUUUUGUGGAGAGGAGGGUGGUGGCUGACGUCUCCCUGACUACGGACGAGACCUUCGCCACAAUACGAAAACAACUCUGUACCUUUAGAGAAGGUUAUGAUGACAUCUCUCACUGUAUUGACCUCAUCAUCUGUCUGGGAGGAGACGGGACUCUACUCUACGCCUCCUCUCUCUUCCAGGGCAGUGUUCCUCCAGUUAUGGCGUUCCAUCUGGGUUCUCUGGGCUUUCUGACACCGUUUAAGUUUGAAUCAUACAAGACAGAGGUGGCUAAAGUUUUUGAAGGUAAUGCAGCCAUCACACUGCGUAGUCGUCUGAAGGUGAAGGUGGUGAAGGACAUGCUCCAGAGGACAGGCCAGCCAGGCCAGCAGCAGUACCAGGGGUCUGGGGGCCAAGGCCAAGCUGGGGGCCAACCGGACACAGAGCACAAUGGCCUGCUGCCCCAUGGACACGCCAACAGCGAGGCUGGGAACAUUACCCUACAGAUGCAGGUUCUGAAUGAGGUGGUGGUGGACCGAGGCCCUUCCUCCUACCUGUCUAAUGUUGACCUGUACCUAGAUGGACGCCUCAUCACCUCUGUACAGGGAGACGGUGUGAUCGUGUCGACCCCUACAGGCAGUACAGCGUAUGCAGCAGCAGCGGGAGCCUCGAUGAUCCAUCCUAAUGUCCCGGCCGUCAUGGUCACACCGAUCUGCCCACACUCCCUCUCCUUCAGACCCAUAGUGGUGCCCGCUGGGGUCGAGCUGAUGAUCACCCUCUCCCCUGAUGCCAGAAACACAUGCUGGGUGUCGUUCGAUGGCAGGAAGAGACAGGAGAUCAGCCAUGGAGACUGUAUAAAGAUCACUACGUCGUGCUAUCCGGUACCAUCCAUCUGUUGUCAUGAUCUGGUGUAUGACUGGUUUGAGAGCCUGGCUCAGUGUCUGCACUGGAACGUCAGAAAGAAACAAGCUCGUCUGGCUGACGAUGUCUCAGACUCCUCAGAUACAGAGAACUGAACACAGACAGACAGACACACAAAAGUGCACAGGAAUUGAAAACACACAAGCACAUAAGAAUAUAUACAGUUGAAGUCGGAAGUUUACAUACACGUUGGAGUCAUUAACUCGUUUUUCAACCACUCCACACCACUAGUUUGGCAAGUCGGUUAGGACAUCUACUUUGUGCAGGACACAAGUCAUUUUUCCAACAAUUGUUUACAGAUUAUUUCACUUAUGUUUCACUGUAUUACAAUUCCAGUGGUUCAGAAGUUUACAUGCACUAAGUUGACUGUGCCUUUAAACAGCUUGGAAAAUUCCAGAAAAUGAUGUCAUGGCUUUAGAAGCUUCUGAUAGGCUAGUUGACAUCCUUUGAGUCAAUUGGAGGUGUACCUGUGGCUGUAUUUCAAGGCCUACAUUCAAACUCAGUGCGUCUUUGCUUGACAUCAUGGGAAAAUCAAAAGAAAUCAGCCAAGACCUCAGGAAAAAGAAUUGCAGACCUCCACAAGUCUGGCUCAUCAUUAGGAGCAAUUUCCAAAUUUCUGAAGGUACCACGUUCACCUGUACAAGCAAUAGUACGCAAGUAUAAACAUCACGGGACCACGCAGCCGUCAUACCGCUCAGGAAAGAGACGCGUUCUGUCUCCUAGAGAUGAACGUACUUUGGUGCGAAAAGUGCAAAUCAAUCCCAGAACAACAGCAAAGGACCUUGUGAAGAUGCUGGAGGAAACAGGUACAAAAGUAUCUAUAUCCACAGUAAAACGAGUCCUAUAUCGACAUAACCUGAAAUGCCGCUCAGCAAGGAAGAAGCCACUGCUCCUCUCGUCUGACGAAACAAAAAGAUAACUGUUUGGCCAUAAUGACCAUUGUUAUGUUUGGAGGAAAAAGGGGGAGGCUUGUUAGCCGAAGUACAUCCUCCCAACCGUGAAGCAUGGGGGUGGCAGCAUCAUGCUGUAGGGGUGCUUUGCUGCAGGAGGAACUGGUGCACUUCACAAAAUAGAUGGCAUCAUAAGGAAAGAAAAUGAUGUGGAUAUAUCACCACCUUCCGGAGACACCUGAAACCCCACCUCUUCAAGGAAUACCUAGGAUAGGGUAAGUAAUCCUUCUC